Chaetomium fimeti is the source of this 3300-nucleotide messenger RNA. RefSeq lists its product as uncharacterized. The coding region runs from base 1 to 3300 and encodes 1099 amino acids. Gene Ontology annotation, biological process: transmembrane transport. The record is from RefSeq and is a predicted model, not a curated record. NCBI's taxonomy places the organism in Eukaryota, Fungi, Ascomycota, Sordariomycetes, Sordariales, Chaetomiaceae. The transcript has 6 exons. Gene Ontology annotation, cellular component: membrane. Gene Ontology annotation, molecular function: ABC-type transporter activity; ATP binding; ATP hydrolysis activity.
AUGGCGGAUCCAUAUGGCAUCGAUGCGGCCGACGAGCCCGCUGGGCUGCCGAUGCGCCAAGUCCUAGCAAGUCUUCAUUACGCCUACCCAACCACCGUCUUCAUCUACUACAUGGUCACCUCCACCGUGGCCAUAUGCACUCUGCAAACUAGGUCUUCGGAAGACGCUCACCCGCGCCGCCGUCCGAUCACGUGGUUGCUCGUGCUCGUUAUCCUCACCUACUUUGCCCAGCUGCUCGCUUUGAGUAUUCAGGGCGCCGUCCAGCAUGUGUUCCCAUUCGCCGAGCAGGAUACCAUCAUCGGUCUUAUGUCAUGCGCCCUAGCAUUCGGAGUUGUCUUUGCGGGUCUCUCGGAGGCGGCCAAUCCGGUCUGGUAUCCGUACAUUGGAUCCUUCGCGAUAGCACUCAUUCUCGAACCAGUCGUGGGGGCCGUGUCUCUGAUGGCUCGGUCCACGGGACCUCUCAAGUUCAUCGAGUUGUUCGACAUCUCGGCCCUCGCCGUCAGGUACCUUGCAGUCGUCCUAGCCGUGGUCUUCUAUUUGGAAGGGAACCACUACACCCGGAAGGAGAAGGGCACCGACUCGGAACGCCAAAGCUUGCUCAAGGCGAACGGCCAUGCCAGCCACGAUUCCGACUCGGAUGAUCAGGGGAACAGAACUCAGCAGAACGGGUACGGGUCGACGUCAGAUGGCUCGAGCGAUAGCAACCAGUCCUCCUCGAGCGAUAGCAACCAGCCCUCCGACACCGACGACGACGAAAACCCUUACGAAAGACGCCAGCGGCAAGCGAGCGAGCAGAUGGAAAAAAGGCUCAAGGAAAAGGGGAACUGGGUCACAUAUGCCAAGAGUUUUCGGGUCUUCUUCCCGUACAUCUGGCCCGUGAAGCACCGUUCGCUCCAGAUCCGCGUAGUGCUUGUCGGUAUAUGCCUGCUUGCCAUGAACUUCAUCAACGUCUUGAUCCCGCGCCAGCUGGGUAUCAUCAUGGACAGUCUUUCCGGUUCAAACGGCAAGAACCCCUGGAGCGAGGUUCUCUUCUUUGCCGGCCUCAAGCUCGUGGCUUCCGAAGCCGGUCUCUCACUGUUACGCCAGUGGCUCUGGAUCCCUGUUGAGUAUUACUCGUUUGGCGCUAUUAGCACCGCCGCGUAUUCUCACGUUCUCAACCUGUCUUCCGACUUUCACGAUUCCAAGAGCUCCUCCGACAUCAUGAUGGCCAUACAGUCCGGCCAAAGCAUCUCCAACAUUCUCGAGUCGAUCUGUUUCCGGGCGGUGCCGAUGCUCAUCGAUAUGACGGUCGCCUUUGUAUAUCUCUCGGCAACCUUUGGUCCGUACGAGGGCUUCAUCACCAUCGCGACCGCCGCCAUUUUCAUCUAUAUCGCUACUCGCAUGAUCGCCGCACUCAAGGGCGCACGUAGGAAUGAGGUAGGGGCUUGGUAUAAGGAGCACUAUGUCCGGCAAGCCGGAAUUCAGGGGUGGUCGACGGUCGCCAGCUUCAACCAAAUCCGGCACGAGGAAAACCGCUACUCGGACGCCGUCGAGGACCGUGUGGCCAAGACCCAAAAGGUGUACUUCGGCUACGUCCUUGCUUAUGCGUUCCAGUUCUUGGUUCUCCUCUCAGGGCUUCUCGCUGGAGCAUUCCUGGCAGUGUACCAGGUUACCCACGGCCAGGCCACCCCAGGUGACUUCAUCAUGCUGCUGACAUACUGGGCCCAACUGGUCUCCCCUCUCACCUUUUUUGCUGGCCUCGGGAAAAGCAUCUCGAGGGACCUCCUCCAUGCAGAGCAGCUUCUGGAGAUCAUGCAGACCAAGCCAAGCGUGCUCAGCAAGGAGGGAGCACCGCCUCUGCAUUUCAAAAACGGAGAAGUCCGCUUUGGCGGUGUCUGCUUCUCGUACGACAAUAAGAAGGAGAUUUUGAAGGACAUCAACUUCACCGCAACACCAGGCAUGACGGUGGCUUUUGUCGGUGCGACGGGGGCUGGCAAAUCUACCAUCUUGAAACUUCUCGACCGGUUUUACGACGUUACGAAGGGGUCGAUUGCAAUCGAUGGACAGGAUAUCCGAAACGUUGAUCUAUACAGUCUCCGAGCCCAGAUCGGAGUCGUGCCCCAGGCUCCUAUCCUAUUCGACGACACCAUCAUGAACAACGUGCGGUAUGCCAAGCUCACGGCGACUGACGAAGAGGUCUACGAAGCGUGCAAGGCUGCCAGCAUUCACGACCAGAUCUUGACAUUUACUGAUGGCUACCAAACCAAGGUCGGAGAGCGAGGCGUCAAGCUCUCUGGUGGCGAGCUGCAGCGAGUGGCCAUUGCCCGGGCUAUUCUGAAGAGGCCUUCAAUGGUUCUCCUUGACGAGGCAACGAGCGCAGUCGACACAGAGACCGAGCAGAAGAUCCAGGACGCUCUACGCACUCUCUGCGAAGGCCGCACGACUUUCAUUGUAGCGCAUCGCUUAUCCACCAUUAUGAACGCCGACCGCAUCAUCGUCGUUACCGGGGGAGAAAUUGUUGAGCAGGGUAGCCACGAAGAGCUGAUCCGGGCAGACGGAAAGUACGCAGAGCUAUGGUCGAAACAGAUUUUCGUCAAGCCCAAGGACAAGGGGCCGCGCGAGGACAAGCCUGCCACCAAGGGGCGCAAAGGCCCAAAUAUUGUCAACGACUUGACCGCCGAGGCUACCUGUUCGGAACUUCGUAAGGUCAAAUCGACCCCGACGACAAAUGGCCAGGCCGAGAGUUCCGACAGCACCACAGAGACGAACAACCAAACGACUCCCGGGCACGAGAAAGAGACCUCUCAGCUGAACCCGGGCGCGGCAACCUUUACGCCCCGAUCGGCGGUUGCUCCGAGCCCAACCCGGCAACCCCAUCGCUCCCUGGACGGCUUCUUCAACAACCCACCCGUGAGCCCAGAGCCCGUCCCUGCUGCCCCGCCGCCCACGCAACACCAAGUCCACUACUUCGCCGCCGCGCCGAUGCUGAUGGUGCCGAUGUCGGCCUCGUAUGCCCCCAUGUUUCAAGCGCAUCCGGGAGUGCUUUCCCAGCCUGUCUUGCCGCCACCGAUCACGGGGAUGGUGAGGAGGCGAUUUGAAACAGUCGAGUCCAGCGUUGGCGAGGAAGAUGACGCCUCAGAGCCGUCAAGAGAGAGGCGAAUCCGGGUUAAGGAGCCAACGCGGGCGGAUUCCGUUUCUACUUCUUCUAGCUCGCGUGCGGACGACGGGGGAGGGCCGAGGUACCCGCGAUACUCGAGGAGGGUACAGUCAAAGAGUGAGCCGGUGACCGGAACGACGGAAAUGGGUUCGGAGCUUGCUUGA